CAUGAAGAGUCAGUCGCCUCAGGUGUCCGACAGUAGCUGCGGACCUGAAACUCACGCGAUAAAUCUUCCACUCUUUUAACUUUGUCGUACAAACUUCCCGGAAAUAUUUUUUCCAAGUUUCUAUUCGCGCUCUAAAGCCAACAUGCGGCUCUGUCUCUGGUGCGUCUGGACGAGCUGGAUUUUAGCUCUUCACCCCGUAGCUCAGCAUCCUCCUGAGCGGGAGGAGGGAGGUUUGCAGCCCGGCUGGAGGAAACGGAGCACCGGCGCCCCCACACCGCCGAGGCUGGACGCCCGGAAGCCGGCGGCAGUGAGGGGAGCCGGGGAGAAGCUGGGCGGCAGGAGGGCAGCUGUGAACGGUCCUCAUGUCUGUGGACGUCGCUGUUGUGUCGGAUGGACUUUGUCGCCUAAAACCAGACGAUGCAUCAAACCCAGAUGUCCUCCUCGUUGUCAUAACGGGGCGCUGUGCCGGCAGUCUAACCGAUGUGUGGGUCGACGAGGUUUCCGUGGUUACCGUUGUGAGGUCUCCACGGUGAUGUUUUCUCCAGCAGGACAGCCGUUGUCCUCCAACUGUUCCACCAGCAUCCGUCACCUGAACCCCAGGUCCCCCAGCAGCCCUCCAGCUGCCUCCACCACAGCUGCUUCAGUCCUGAAUCCACCUUCUAUUCACACACACAACAAAGAUGGAAAGGAUGCAGAGACCCCCGACAAAGGAGGUGUUUCCAACGUGUUUCUACUGCAGGAUGAGAAGCGAGCGUCCCCCAAAAGUCCACCGGUGGUUCGGAGAGCUGAGAGGACGGGGGAGAUAACACCUGAGCUCAGCAGCCUCUGGCCUCGGACAGGAGACACCGAGGGGGGAGCAGAGGUCACUGCUCGUCUGGACUUUAAGUAUGAUUCAGAACCAAAAGAAAGACUGACGAAAAGCCAGAAUCUGGAGUCAUCUUCAAGGGCUGAGACACCGAUAGGUUUAAAACAAGAUAAAAGCUCAAUCCAACGGUUUGGUUCAGAGUCUGUGAUGAAGGAGACAUUGACAACCUCUAAACUCCAAAAUCUGGACUCAAAGGUAGAGAAGGAACUUUUGGAGGACAAAUUAAAUCUAGAGUCCAAUGCGGAGUCUAAUCCAGGGCCACGAGGAGAGAAAAGUGUGGACGUUGUUGUGACAGGAGAGAAGAAGAAGGAGGUGAACACUGGAGGUGUGAAGAAGCAGUCGCUGAGUCUAAGAGAGGCCCAGGCUGUGCUGCUGAGGAAGGCUCUGUCACAGGGAGGAAGAGGAGACAAGAUGGCCUCCCUGUUGAUGAAGCACAUCGAGAAGGAGAAAAAGAAACUUUUCGCUAUGAACUCCUCUUCCCCCUCUUCUAACUCCUCAUCUUCAUCGGAGUCAUCAUCCUCAGUGAAAACCAAUGCAAAGACUUUCCACACUCAGAAGGGCCAGUACACUGUCCACUUCACUGCACCCUCAGCUGAUGGACAGACAGCCAGAGGAGGAGGAGGAGGAGUGGGGAGGAUUCAGGUGAUGUUCACGCCGACCAUCUGCAAGGUGCGCUGCAGCCUGGAGCGAUGUGUCAACUACUGCGAGCGAGGCAACAUGACCACGCUGUACAGCAGCAGUGAGGGAGGAGGAGGACGGACAGACGGCUCCCAUGGACCAGGAUUCAGAGUCUUCCUGUGUCCUCUGCUCUGUAAGAAUGGAGGCGUCUGCCUGCAGAAGGAUCGCUGUCUCUGCCCGCCAAACUUCACCGGCAAGUUCUGCCAGAUCCCUGUCGCCUCCACCGCUGCUGCUGCGCCCGCCUCGCCCUCCUCCACCAAUGAGAUCGUUGAGCCAGCGCUGCUGUCCUCCAUGGCAGCCAAUCAGAAGCUGACUCAGUCUGAGUUCCUUCUGCCUCUGGGACACAACCAGGAGACGUUGAGGUCUGGAGCCCCCGCCCCUCCCAUGGUGAAGGUCAGAGUGCAGCACCCCCCUGAAGCCAGUGUGAAGAUCCACCAGGUGCUGAAGGUGUCUGAAUUUCGUCCCACGCUGCGGACACUCUCCUCCUCCUCCUCCUCCUCAGGGUCAGCUGGUGCUCCAGCUCCGGCAGGCGGGGGGGUCCAGGCUCAGACUCUGAGGGGGGCUGGCACCUACAACCAGCUGUCCGGGUUCAAGUACUGCUUCAGGGAGGUCAAAGACGGACAGUGCAGCUCUCCUCUGCCUGGUCUGAGGAGCAGGGAAAUGUGCUGCAAAGGGAUUGGGAAGGCCUGGGGGAUCACUGACUGCGCGCUCUGUCCUGAUAACACAGGUCAGAGCAACAGCAGCUGUCCUGCUGGUUUCGAGCGAGCCAAUGGGACGCAGUGCGUUGAUGUGAAUGAGUGCCUCCAGCCGGGGCUUUGUGAGAACGGGAUCUGUGUGAACACCAGGGGGAGCUAUAGCUGUGUGUGUAGGGUGGGGUUCAUCCUCGACGCCACUCAUGGAAUCUGCAUCUCCCAGAGUGUGAUAUCACAAGAGAAGGGUCAGUGUUUCCGGGUUCUGGGUCCAGGUCAGGGCCCGCCCUCCUGCUCGCUGCCCAUCCUCAAGAACAUCACCAAGCAGAUCUGCUGCUGCAGCCGAGUCGGCAAAGCCUGGGGCUCCGACUGUCAGAGAUGUCCCUACUUUGGCUCAGUGGCCUUUAAGGAGAUCUGUCCAGCCGGUCCCGGUUAUCAGUACUCAGCCUCAACCCUGCAGUUCAACCAGAGGGUCACCGAGCAGCUGGGGAGCCGCGGAGCUUCACUGGUAACCCACGGCAACCAGGACACCCAGGGUCCUGGUUCUGGGUCCAGCAGCAGGUCUCAGCAGAAACCCUCUUCCUCUGAUGGAGGAGCGAAUACUUCACUGAGUUCUGCUUCAAGUGUUGGAUCCAACACGGGAUCAGUUGGUACCCACACCAGAACCAGUCCACCUCGGUCUCAACCCCAGCCUCAGCCCAGGCCCCACCCCCAGCCUCCAUCUCGUCCGUCCUCUCCCUCCUCCGGGCCUGUUCAGCCCAGCAGCACUGGCACCACAACCCAGGACACAACAGGCAGAACCGGGACCCAGCAGAACCGGCCUGACGCUGCUCCUUCACAGCCGAGACCACAGCCUCCGCCCGCUGGGAGUGAAGGCGGUCGGUCCGAUCAGCCGGCGGCUAGAGGGGACUCUCUCCCACCUCCAGCUCAGCCACAGCAGCCUGAGAGCGGGUCGAGGCCCAGCGGACGGCUCCCCCCUCCGCAGAGCAGACCAGCUGUCAGGCCCACGAGCCGAGCCCAGACAGUGCGAGGGGUGUGUGAGAGCAGGCCAGGUGUGUGUGGCCGUGGCCGCUGUGUGGAUCAGCCAGGUGGGAAACACGCCUGUGUGUGUGAUCAGGGAUACCAGCCCAACUCUCAGCGCACGUACUGCCAAGAUGUAAAUGAGUGUGCACAGUCUCCAGGUGUGUGUUCAGUGGGAGAGUGCGUGAACACCAUGGGAAGCUACAGGUGUACCUGUCCGUCCGGCUACAAGAGCAACAGCCAGCACACCACCUGUCAAGAUAUCGACGAGUGCCAGCAGAACCCCUGCAGCAACGGUCGCUGUGACAACACGCCGGGCAGUUUCAGGUGUGUCUGUCGCCUCGGCUACAGGCUCAGGGGCAACACCUGCACAGAUGUGGACGAAUGUGAGGACCCUCUGCAGUGUCCGGGUCAGGAAUGUAUCAACAGUCAGGGCUCGUACCGCUGCGUGUCCUGUCAGCCCGGAUACCGGCUGGUCAACAGGCGCUGCACAGACAUCGAUGAGUGUCGCCAGGCUCCCUGUGUUAACGGUCGCUGUGAAAACACACCUGGAAGCUACCGCUGUUUCUGUCACCAUGGUUACAAACUCCAGAACAACACCUGCACAGAUGUCGACGAGUGUGCAGAACCAUCUCAGUGUCCUGGUCAGAUGUGUGUCAAUUCUGUGGGGUCGUACCGCUGUGUGUCCUGUCGACCAGGAUACACACUCACCAACAGAAAGUGCACAGACAUUAAUGAGUGUGAGAGCAGUGACUCUUGUCCUGGCCGGCAGUGUGUGAACACUGAGGGAUCUUACAGCUGUGUGGACUGUCAGCGGGGGUACCACAGUGUGAACGGAGUGUGUACAGAUGUGGAUGAGUGUGUGCAGGCCUCUCAGUGUCCUGGUCAGCAGUGUGUGAACACUGUGGGCUCGUAUCGCUGUGUGUCCUGUCAGCCUGGAUACAGCAGCCAGGAGGGCACCUGCCAAGAUAUCGAUGAGUGUGCGAGCGCCGGGGCGUGCGAGGCAGAGCGGGUGUGUGUGAACACCGUGGGCUCGUUCAGGUGUGACUGCCGGCCCGGGUAUCGAGCUUCCAGUCUGGGGAGGCAGUGCAGAGACGUCAAUGAGUGUUUAGAGGGAGAUUUCUGCUUCCCCAGAGGAGAGUGUGUGAACACAGCAGGAUCAUACACAUGUGUGUGUUCUCAGGGAUUCACACUGAGUGACAACAGGACCGCCUGCCUCGAUGUGGACGAGUGUGUGAGGCCUGGUGUGUGUUUGGACGGUCGCUGUGUGAACACUGAAGGCUCCUUCCAGUGUCAGUGUCGAGCCGGCUUUACCACCAACCCAGAGCAGACGGCCUGCCUCGAUGUUGAUGAGUGUGUCUCAUCUGGCGGCUCAGUGUGCGGGUCCCGGCGGUGUGAGAAUACGAUUGGCUCAUACCGUUGCCUCAUUUCCUGUGAGCCAGGUUUCCAGGUCACACAGACAGGCUGUGUGGACAUUGAUGAAUGUGCCAAUGAGACGGUGUGUGGGGAACACGCCUUCUGUCAGAACCUGAGAGGAACAUACCUGUGCGAGUGUCACCAGGGCUUCACCUCCACCGCCGACGGACAGGCCUGCGUCGAUGAGGAUGAGUGUGUGUCCAUGCCUGGUGUGUGUGGUUCUGUUCGCUGUGAGAACGUCGAGGGUUCCUUCAUGUGUGAAUGUGACAGAGCGGGAUACGAGUUUGACACCAGCAGCAAACGGUGUGUCAGCACUGCACGGCCAGCAGGGACGGGCCCCGACUCCUCGUCCUCCCAUGUCGGCGUGGUGGACUUGGCUCCGGUGCUGCCCCCCCUCCCUGCCGCCCGUCCAGGUGAGCUGAGGGAGUGUUACUACAACCUGGCCGAGCGGGGAACCUGCAGCCUGCUGUCCACCAACACCAGCCAGCAGGAGUGCUGCUGCACGGUGGGCGAGGGCUGGGGGCUGGGCUGCCAGUACCACACCUGUCCCCCCGCAGACACAGCUGAGUUCCUGUCUCUGUGUCCCAGUGGGAGAGGAUACGUUACCAUUGGACCAGGAGCCUUCAGCUACACAGAUGUGGACGAGUGUAAACGUUUCCACCCAGAGGUGUGUAAGAACGGAGUGUGUGUCAACAACAUCCCCGGAUACAACUGCUACUGCUCCAGUGGAUACGUCUACAACAGCACGCUGCUGGAGUGUGUCGACCAUGAUGAGUGUGAGGAGGAGAGCUGUGUGGGAGGAGCUUGUGUCAACACGGUUGGUUCGUAUUACUGCAGCUGUCCGCCUCCUCUGGUGCUCGACGACACGCAGCGCACCUGUGUGAACACUUCCCACCUGGCUGUGGAUGAGAACCUGUCUGUGUGCUGGCAGCACGUCACAGCAGACCUGGUCUGUCAGAGUCCUCUGCUGGGAGCUCAGGUGAACUUCAUGGACUGCUGCUGUCUGUAUGGCGAGGGCUGGGGGAUGGAGUGCGCCCUCUGCCCCCCCACCGACUCCGAGGACUAUGCCAGUCUGUGCAGCUCCUAUCUUUCUCCUCUGUUCCCGGAGAGGUUUCCAGAGUCCAGCCGGCCAGAAUCAGGACUGAGAGGAGGAGCUGGACGAGGAGGCGGAGGAGCAGGAGUCGCUCCUCCAUACUUCCCUCCCUACAGUCCGGACUCCUUCCUUCCAGCUGUUCCUGGCUUCGCUGAUCCGGACUAUGAUGACUACUCUCCAGCAGGGGGCAGCAGGUCGGGCUUCAGAGGGAGGACGCCUGCCACCUUCGGCCGGCCGGACGGAGCCUAUCCCAGGCCUGAGUACAGUACUGGUUACUACUCAGAGGGAGACUUCGGUCCUCCUGAAGGCUCCCGGCCCCCGUCCUUCCCCCUCCCCCCGGACCCCCGGGCUGAGAGGGCGUUCGGGGCCCUGCCUCCUCCCCCGUCUCGGCCUGCGGGGGCUCCUCUCAGCCUGGCCCCGCUGCCCGGCGCUCCCUACCUGGAGCAGGAGGAGGACGAAGAGGAGGAGGAGGUGGCGUGGAGGCCGGGCCCGCCCUUCCCUCCCUUCAGCGAGAGGAGCAGAGGAGGAAGACGAGGAGGCGGAGGAGGAGGAGCUCUGAGGGGGGCGUAUGAGCGGCGCUAUGAGUCCUACGCCGGCCUGAGCGCAGCAGAGGAUUGUGGGAUACUGAGCGGCUGUGAGAACGGCAGGUGCAUCCGGGUCGCCGAGGGAUACACCUGUGACUGUUACCAGGGAUACGAGCUGGACAUGACCUCCAUGACGUGUGUAGAUAUAAACUAGCGUGAGGAUGGCGUCGCCCUGGUGUUCCCGGGUGUGAACGCUCGUGUGUGAACGGUUCGGUUUGUUCAGCACGUCUGCAGGAGAGGAUUCGUCGUGUCCCGCAGACGAGCCCACUGUGUGGACGCGUAGACCAGGCUGGACUGGGACUAUCAGACCAGUCUAAACUGGUCUAGACAAUCAAGACUACACAAUGGACUGAAGCGGCCCGGGUUCACUGGAAGACCACAUCUGACAAAGUAGACUUGAGCAGGCUGCACUAACUGGCUAACGCUGUGUGUUCACUUCCUCUCUGUGUGACAGCUGUAAUAAACACUGAACUCUGCCCCACAGUACACGAAGCAUCGCCUCCGUCAGCUCGCGUGCACAUUUUUAGUUUUCGCAGCACGAGUUUAGACGGGAGCAGAAGAACAGGAUCCAACACAACAGUCUCAUCUGAAAGCGGCUUGCGUUCAAGCCUCCCCACAGUUAAAACAUUCAGUCAACACUAAAUCCCUGUUCCCUGCAGUCACUGACACCAUCAGUCCAUUCUGGUCCCAGCCAGGCGUUCUGUGCCCGCUCUAAACCGGUCUAACCCCGUUCAGCCCAGUGGCUGGAACCAGGCUAACUCCAAUUAGCCCGGCACUGGGAACCGAACCCCUGCACCUUCAGCCACAUGCCUCCACCUGUGCCAUGUGCUCACAGGCCCGCCAGGUCGUGUGUGUUAGCCUCACUGGGCGACGCCCACAGAGACGCACUGAGCUCAGAUCAGCCUCAGCAACUUUACAUUUUAACUUGAUGGAAAACAGAAGUUAAGACUUUCCAUCCCCUCGCAGUCACUGAACACUCAGGUGUGUGACUUUAAUACCCACAGCGGCUCACCUGUAACACAGCACCAGCCUGUUCGAGAAAACACUGUAGUUUAUGUUGCCUCGACGCCCCCUCACACACACACACACACACACACCGUCCUGCUGCACCAAAUGUGGAUUGAUCCGCUGCUGAAAAUAGUCCCCAGAAACGCACUGUGUCCUCCUGUUUGGCAAAACCACCUUGAGCAGGUCCUGAACCUGAUGAGAGCUGAGAAGCAGACAGGAAGUCGUGUGCAGAGACGGACUGACGUGUUGUCGGUUGGUGUCUGGACACGAGACCUGUUGACUCGUACGUCUUAUCAGCGUGCUGCUGACUUUACUGACGCGUCCUCUUGGCUUUUCCUUCCACACAUCAGACUGUCGAGCAGCUUCCUGUCCUGAAGCUGCGUGGCGUUUUGUGUGUGUGUGUGUGUUUCAUAAUUCCCAUCCUUCCACAGUAAUCCUCGUCACCACAUGACUGAAGCUGUUCCAGCCUGUCGGAGAGCGUUUUUCUUCUUCGUUGUGUUUUUUAAAGAACUUCCUGUUGUAGUCGACCUGAUGAACUUUCCUCCUUGUUGUAUAACAUGCACUGUAUCUGCCGACAGCAGCCUUUUGUCUUCACACAACCGUUUUGUAAAUUGUUUAAAUUGUUUUUCUGUUUUUAAUUGUUCCUUUUUAUGGUCAAUGAUUCACUUUUUUAUCAUCGUCGUUUGUAUGACAAGAAAUGAAAAUAUAUUUGCACACAGUUUUACCGAGA
Molecule: messenger RNA, 8083 nt
Organism: Scatophagus argus
Lineage: Eukaryota; Metazoa; Chordata; Actinopteri; Scatophagidae
Product: latent-transforming growth factor beta-binding protein 4
Exons: 39
Molecular function (GO): calcium ion binding
Source: RefSeq, a predicted model, not a curated record